Talaromyces stipitatus ATCC 10500 is the source of this 405-nucleotide messenger RNA. RefSeq lists its product as uncharacterized. NCBI's taxonomy places the organism in Eukaryota, Fungi, Ascomycota, Eurotiomycetes, Eurotiales, Trichocomaceae. The transcript is spliced from 2 exons. The record is from RefSeq and is a predicted model, not a curated record. Bases 1 to 405 code for a protein of 134 amino acids.
AUGCACGAUCCUGUGCACGCCCCUCUCGAUGCCGGCUAUGCGGCUCCUCAGAGCAUACUGAAGAGGGCCAUGUCAACCGCUGCACAGCCCUGGAGCCUCAUCAGUGCCCUCCUAGAUGCAUACACUGUCAUAGACCACAUCCAGCUGACUUCCCAGACUCAACAAGCAGAGAUCCGCAAAUCCUGCGCUAUAAACCUCGCAAAAGCUCGAACUGAAGGAGGAUGUAGCUCUCAGCUCUCCAUAGGCACACAAGAAACACCUAUGGCAUUAGACGAGAUGCCAUCUCAGCCUCCAACCCAUGAGAUUAUCUCUCCUUUCCGCUCAGUAACCCCCCCACCUCGCGCCCCAACUGAAGAUCCUCCAAUUACAGCUCGUGCAGUCCGCUUUACAACCUCUCAACCAUAA